Molecule: messenger RNA, 1853 nt
Organism: Paramuricea clavata
Lineage: Eukaryota; Metazoa; Cnidaria; Anthozoa; Malacalcyonacea; Plexauridae
Source: the annotation of a GenBank genome assembly
AUGUUAUUUUUGUUUGGCGUUGUAUCUGUCUAUACAGUGACGUUUUUAUCAACUGAGAGAUGGCUGGCAGUACAAUAUCCUUUCAAAUACAGAAUUGCUAUAUCUUCAACGAAAGUGAAAGUUUGUGUUUUGUUCAUUUGGGUGCUAAGUUUACUUGCAAACGCGCCAAAUUUAACAGAAAUGAGUCCAACAAACGACUUUAGAACACCUUGCCAAUGGAAAUAUAAGAACUACCAAACAAGAGAAAUGGUGGCAACUCUGGAAAUUUUACUGAAAUUUAUUCUACCAUCACUGAUUCUGGUUCUAGUGUUACUUUCGUUGUAUAGAAAAUUUUACCAUCAGAACCUUGACAGCAGUAUACGACCACACCGUGAGAAACAGCUACUGCGCAUGUGCGCAGCGACUUCAUUUGUUGUUCUUAUAUGUUGGAGUCCAAAUCAAGUAUAUUAUCUUUUACACAAGUUGGAUGUGGUAAAAAUUGGCACAAACUGGCAUCAUAUGACUGUGGCACUGGCACUUUCUACGUCAGCUAUAAAUCCUAUAAUUUAUUACGUUACAAGUACAGCGUAUCGUCGAUGUUUGCUGACGUUUUUGUUUAAAGUAUUUAGCAAGUGCAAACCAAGGGUACAUUUCACAACGACAUAUCCCCUCGCGGAUAUUGAGAACAUCAAUACAAGCAGGGACAGUCAAACAAAUAGACCACAAGUAUUUAUAGUGCAUAUGACAUGAAAUUUCUUAUUUUCUUAAAUUUUUAAACUGUAGUGCAACUUAUUUUUCAGUUUCUUGUUUUUAUGGUUUGUUCCCGAGAUAUUUCAGUUUGUUUGAUAUGUAAAUGAGCGUGAAUAUGUCCGCUAAUUUGUGACGUCACGUUGGUUGCAAGCUCUUCAAAAUGAUUGAAUAUCACUGCUAUCAUCCAAGAUGAUAAUUUCAAACUUUACUCACUGGUAAAUAUGAUGAAACACUGGAGAAAAACGUGAAGCUGAUAUUUACAGUUUUUAGAGUUAAUACAUUUGUUACGAAACAUUAUCACUUAUACACAAAAUUUUAGGUAAAAAUAAAAUAACAGAAAAUGUUUGCUUGAGAGCAGGUAAAAUGUUCGUGCAGGCAAAUAUUAUCCAAAGCAUAAUGAGAAGAGAUAAUGGAUAUUUUGCCACAAAUCAAUUAGCAAAGUAAGGUAAACAUUAAUUAUUUCUUCCAUUAGGCUGUGACAGUUUGUUAACUAGCUGCCGUUGUGUAUGUGGAGACUUGACUUUUAAUGUUUAAUAUUAUGUUGUAUAAAUAAGUGUGGGUAGUGUAGUUAAUGAACGUAACAGAAUCUAGUUCCGAAAACGACCAACCAAUAUCUAGGCGAACGCGCUCUCACAAUGUAGAUCCUCUUGGUGUUGACUCCGCACGCUGCAUGGUGUACAGGUAAUUGUACAUCUCGGGUUGGGAACGACCAUUUUCCGUCUUCAGAUUCAGAUUCUUCUCUCUCGCCAGUAUCUUAUUUAGAAACAGAGUUUCCAGCUUUUCCCACGGGCCCAAUGAUGGCUGAGGAAGCCCAAGCCCUUCAACCUGGUCUUCUCGAUCUCUUGCAAGAAAUGACAGACCGACUACAAGCACAUCAAAAUCAAAUUGCCGGGGCGCCUCCCAGAGCAAGUGGCCUUCAGUCGCCAGUUUUUCACGGUUCUCCUACUGAGGAUUAUGACGAGUGGCUGCAAAAAUUUCAACGUUAUGCCACAUUUAAUGGGUGGACCCCUGACCAACAAUUGAAUUGGUUUGUAAUGUUUCUUAGUGGUAGCGCUUUACGCGUUUAUCAGCGUCAAACAGACGAAAUUCGCGCAGAUUUAGAUGCCCUAUACAAGACGCUUUAA